AUGACUGAGAUAGCACGCGAAGAGAUGGAUCUGCCAUCCAAGAUUCGUUCAUUAUUCGACAAUCCGAAAUUGUCGGAUGUUGUGCUGCACGUAGAUGGCAGGGCCUACCAUGGACACACCUGUAUUCUAAUCGCCACCUCCGGUUUCUUUAAAUCUUUUUUCCUUUCUCAUUACAAACACUAUCGCCACACAUCCCCUUCUUCAAACCAUACCGACCUUGUCAUAGAUGCAUCAUCUUCGUUACUUUCACACAAUGCCACAAACACGGGUUCUGAUGAACCUUCGUUAUCCACUCAUCACAACAAAUUCUCUAGAGCAAAAGAUGAAUAUCAUUUUCAUGAUUUUUCAUGUUCCAUGACGAACACAAUUAAUAAUUGGUAUGAUUUGAAGAAAAAAAAAUAUCAAGGAAACGAAUUGAAACUAGAACUUUACUAUUCCUCCCAACAAUUUGGAAAUUUCCUCGCAUACUUGUAUGGACAUCCUCUGCCAUAUAAGAAGAUGGAUAAUUUGUUUGUGUUCGCGUACUUGGCUCAUAAGUUUUGUGUGCCGGAAUUAACUGAGCAUUGCGAGAAUUUGUUAGUUCAAGUGUGGGAUAGGAGGAUGUGGAGGAUCACCCUGAAGGCUAGUAAGUGGUUAGAACUCCAUAAAUUACGAACAGAUAUUUUAAAGUUUUUGUGGGAAAAGGGAGUAGAAAAACUGUUCAAUUCCCGUAUUGCAAAGUUCCUCAAGGAAGAUGACGUCAAAGAUAUUAUUAAAUUGGCGGAGGGUGAAAAGAAAAUUCAGGCUAUGAUGCACAAGGAGGAUGAGGGAAAUAACCGUGAAUGUGUACAACAUUAUCAAAAAGAUGGGCAAAUGAGAUUGUUGAAUGGUCGAAUUUCUCGCGACAGUGAAAGAGUCGGAGGCAAUGACAAAAAAGUACAAAGUUCAAUACACAUUACACCUGGGGGAAAUUGCAAUGGAAAUGCGUCAAGAAAAUCAAAAUAUCAAAGUCAUCCUGUAACGAUAUAUGAUGAAUAUCCAACAAAGCUUGAUAGAGAAAGAAAUAAGAAAAAUUUAGGGAUCCCUUUAUCUAAUCCCAAACUUUAUCAUGGCGACGUGCAAAAUGAAUCAUUAGAGAACAAAGCCGCUGUGUCACCUGCUGAGGAUCCAUACAAAAGACUGAAUCGCAUAAAGAGAAAUAACAAUGAAAUUUCAUACAAAAGAUUAAAGGUGAAGUAUGAUACACCAUCUGAAGACGAAGGUGAUGACAUUGAAGUAGACCGUGAUGUUCCACGAGAGAACACUAUUUGUAAGGGAAGGAAGCAAAGUGGAAAGGUACUCGCCACUACUAAGGGGUCGAAAUAUGAUCUUAACGAGGAUGGAUAUGCUAUAUCUACCGUUCCUUCCGGUUAUCGUAUCCUACAGAAACCCCCAAGCCGCGGGCGAGGAGGAAAAGGUGAUGAAACCCAUAUCACUUAUGGACAAUUGGGUUUCGAUAGUAACGGCGUGGCGUAUAAAAAGCAAAAGUGUAAAUAUGUCGAGGAUAUCAAGACAUCAGAAGACGAUAGCGAAGAUUACUAUUACGAUGACAACAUUCUAUCAUCACUUUCCAAGAAACAAAUAUUCACAAGCAGAGAUGGCGUUGGGGAUUAUCAGACCAACGAGUUAAAUCAGAAUAAUCAUGACAUGAUAUACAUAAAAUCGAGAAGAAGUUUCAUUGCGACAUCGGAUUGUGAUUCGGAUCACGAUCUUGCGUCCCGAAAACCAAUCCAUUUGAAGGGUAAAAAAAAGGAAAAGUUUUUCAUCAAUCCAGAAUCAACUAGUCAGAAGUGCGGAAAGAAUUCCAAUGACAAUCCGUCAUCUAAAGCAUGUAGAAAAAUCAUUGGCGUUCCAGUAUCGGCUAAAAAGAUACAAAGUAAAAAAAAACGUGAUCCGGUUCUCGUAAAUGGUAUAACGUCAGCGAAACCAAAGUCGGUAAAGCUUAUAAGCCAAGGAAAGUCAAUUGACAAUCAAAUGUUCAAUGUUUCCGAAGAAAUGAAAGAUAGGAACGAGCAAAUUAGAAAGAAUACUAUGACUCCCAAAUUGAAAUCAUCCGUCACAACGUUCCAUAAACCUGUUAGGUUUAAAAGAAAAUCUUUAGACGAGUGCAAUGAUCUACAAUCCAAGAAACGAGUACAAUGGACCAAGUAA
Acaulospora morrowiae is the source of this 2169-nucleotide messenger RNA. The record is from the annotation of a GenBank genome assembly. Lineage: Eukaryota; Fungi; Glomeromycota; Glomeromycetes; Diversisporales; Acaulosporaceae.